Musa acuminata subsp. malaccensis (wild Malaysian banana) is the source of this 492-nucleotide messenger RNA. Lineage: Eukaryota; Viridiplantae; Streptophyta; Magnoliopsida; Zingiberales; Musaceae. The record is from RefSeq and is a predicted model, not a curated record.
UCUGGUUCUCGUGCUGCACGUCGAUCAGCUUCACCAAGAGAUCCAAUGCAGACAGCUCGCUCUGCGCCCCCCACCAGCUCCUGCUCAAGGAGGAGGAUUGAUGCUUGGAGGAAUUGGUGCCACCAUUGCAGAUGGCAUGACAUUUGGUGCUGGAAGUGCUAUUGCACGCAGAGCUGUUGAUGCUGUUCUCGGCUGUCCUACUGUUCAACAUGAGAAGGCUGCCUCUCCAGCUGAUUCAGUGAGUGGCCCUACUUCUAAGGGUUCUGAUGCUUGCACUACUCACGUUAAAGCCUUCCAAGAUUGCAUCAACAACUAUGAGAGUGAUAUUAGCAAAUGCCAGUUCUACAUGGACAUGCUGAAUGAGUGUCGACGGUGUUCUGGAGCUGUUAUGUAGACGAUGGCUAUUCUACUACUCUGAUCCUAUGUCAAGUAAGGUAGUUUUGUGACUUGGUUAUGCUUGAAGCUACUGGUUGAUAGAUUACUUUAUAGUAC